Molecule: messenger RNA, 2436 nt
Organism: Cheilinus undulatus (humphead wrasse)
Lineage: Eukaryota; Metazoa; Chordata; Actinopteri; Labriformes; Labridae
Product: claudin-4-like
Exons: 2
Coding region: 273-1412 (379 amino acids)
Biological process (GO): cell adhesion; bicellular tight junction assembly
Cellular component (GO): bicellular tight junction; plasma membrane
Molecular function (GO): structural molecule activity
Source: RefSeq, a predicted model, not a curated record
GUAAACAGCAUUCGAGCAGGAAAAAAGCAGAGACACUUUUAAAGAAGCACACUUUUACGGAGCAAAAACUUGUGGAUUCAACAACCGCUGAAGGAGCAAGCGCUUGAGAAGAAAGCACACCUGGUGGAAAGAAAGGUCUGCAAGGAAGGACAGAUAUCAAAAAAGGCCCAUCUUUUUUGCUGGAAAAAGGGAAUAACAGGAGCUUAACGUAAAAAAGAAAGGACAAACACAGGGGCUUUUGGUCCAAAGAGAGAAGCCUAUUUCAAUUCAUCAUGGCCUCUUUGGCACUUGAACUCACUGGCAUCAUAUUGUCAGUGCUCGGCUGGGUUUUGGCAGUGACCAGUUGUGCUUUACCAAUGUGGAGGGUUUCGGCCUACAUCGGCGCCAACAUUGUCACAGCCCAGGAGUACUGGGAGGGGCUGUGGAUGAGCUGCGUGUUCCAGAGCACGGGGCAGAUGCAGUGUAAAGUCUAUGACUCCAUGCUGGCUUUACCAGCAGACCUGCAGGCUGCGAGGGCUCUCACUGUCGUCUCCAUCAUUGUCGGCCUUGUGGCUCUCCUCAUCGCUAUGAUAGGAGCAAAGUGCACCAACUGUAUAGAGGAAGAGGGGGUCAAAGCCAGGGUGAUGGCUUCCUCGGGUGGGGGGUUCAUUACAGCAGCUCUGGCUCAGUUGGUGCCUGUCUCCUGGUCAGCUCACACCAUCGUGGUUGAGUUUUACAGUCCGAUCAUCCCCACUGGUCAGAAGAUGGAAAUCGGAGCAGGCAUGUCCAUGGGUAUGGAGAUUGUGGGCAUUGCCCUCGGAGCCAUUGGAUUUAUCAUCGCCAUAGUCACAUGUGCACUGCCAAUGUGGAGGGUGUCAGCCUUCAUCGGAGCCAACAUCAUCACUGCUCAGACCAUCUGGGAAGGUUUAUGGAUGAACUGUGUCACCCAGAGCACAGGCCAGAUGCAAUGCAAAGUCUAUGACUCGCUGCUGGCUCUGCCUCAGGAGCUGCAGGCCUCCAGAGCCAUGAUGAUCAUCGCCAUCAUACUGGGCAUUCUAGGGGUCAUGAUAUCCAUUGUCGGGGCCAAGUGCACCAACUGCAUCGAAGACGAACCAUCGAAGGCUAAAGUGAUGAUCAUUUCUGGAAUCUUUUUCAUCCUUGGAGGACUUUUGGUCCUCAUACCCGUCUCCUGGACCGCCAGCGUCAUUAUCCGGGAUUUCUACAACCCCCUCGUGACCAGCGCACAGAGGAGGGAGCUUGGGGCAUCGCUCUAUAUCGGCUGGGGAGCUGCCGCCUUGCUGCUGAUAGGUGGGGCGAUGCUGUGCACCAGCUGUCCACCAAAGGAAGAGAAGUACAAGCCGCCUCGUAUGGCCUACUCAGCCCCACGCAGCACCAGUGCAGGUGGAGGGUAUGACAGGAAAGACUAUGUUUGAUUGCUUUGAUCAAUGACAAUUUUUGCUGUAGUUUUUCAGUGUAUUUGUGUAUUUUGUUUGCUGUUUAAAGAGUACAGGGUGAAUCCCACAGAAAGACUCCGAGAUGAAGUUGUGUGUACAAUAAUAAUCCGCUUUGCUUUAUCAUUCUGAAGCCUCUCUCCUAUAUAACCCAGAAUACAGACUCUUAAAGUGAAUCUUUUCCCUACGUUCCUUUGAGUGCAUGUUGUAUUUAUACUAAAAGCCUCUGUUGGCAUUAUGUGAAUCUGAAAACACCUACUUCUUUUAGCUCUAUCAUUAGCUGUGGGCCAGCUGGUGUCCUGUUUCACUGAAACUUUCAGUUAAAAUGCUCUAUGUCAUUUCCCUGACAAUACAGGGAAGCAGCAGCUCUCAUUUUACAUGGAUUUGGUUGUGUGAUUGUUCAGUGAGCGCGCGUGUGUGUAUCUAAGGUGUGUGUGUGUGUGUGGUGUGUGUGUGUUUUGCAUGUGAUAUUUGCUUAGGAGAGUUUCAGCUGAGACUGAAACUAAAGAUGGAUCCAUGAUAUGGCCUGAGGUAACAGCUUUAUCCUUCUCCUCAGUUUCACAGUCUAAGGACACCAAACAUAUUGUUGAACUUUUGUGUAUAUGUACCAGCUUAUUUUGUAUAUCUGUAAUUUAAAUUUUUUUGCAAUGUAUUGUGACAGUUCCAUUUUUCCUCAUGUCUGUGCUCCAGAUAGAUUUGUAUUAUGAAUACAUUUCAACUUGUUUUAACCUUUUGUAUGUUUGAAAGGCAAAGGCCUGGUUCUCUUUGUGUAAAACAAAUAUUAAUUAUGUAUUUGUAUGUAUGUUUACGUGUUUGUGUGACAGCCUGGGGGGAUGACUACAGCUGUUUUAGGAUGUUUGCUUCUAGAUCAGCAGGGUGUGUUUUAUGAAUACAACAGCAUUAUAGUCUAAUAUAUCUCGUCUAAGACUUCUAAUGUUCUAACUUUGUGUUGCUUAAACAGAUUUAUACAAUCAAACGCUUCUUGAAUGUUUUUAUAUUGCUUGAA